Molecule: messenger RNA, 285 nt
Organism: Thermothielavioides terrestris NRRL 8126
Lineage: Eukaryota; Fungi; Ascomycota; Sordariomycetes; Sordariales; Chaetomiaceae
Exons: 2
Coding region: 1-285 (94 amino acids)
Source: RefSeq, a predicted model, not a curated record
AUGCGCUGGCAGCGUCUUGGCACCUGGAACCCGACCCCUUCCGACCCUCGGCCUCCCAUCAACAGGGCGGGCCAGCUAAGGAAGAGCCUCGAGUACGGCGAACGUCCGUCGCCUCCUCCACGCUCGCCCCUCCAAAAUGACGCCUCGACCUCUGAAGCCGAGUGCUUCAUAAUAUCCAGGUUCUGGUUCAUUUACUCGUUGGAAUGCAACGAAUUCGCGAGAGGGCAGAUCGCAUCCCUUGGCAACAACGUGGGCGACCGAAUCAUGACGAUGAUGGUCCGAUGA